AUAAAUAUAACUAUUUUAAUUUAAUAGGGUCAAAAUGGCAGCAUUAGAUGACGAUGAUGAUAAUUUGAAUUUUUCAGAUAUUGAUUCUGAUGAAAACAUUUCUUUACCAAAUGAACCAAUUCAAUCUAGUCAUUCAUUUAUUGCUCACAAAGAAAUAAAAUCGUGUCUAAGUGAGGAGCAAAAUUCGAACAAUUCUAAUGAUAGCGAUGAGUAUGAACCAAUAAGUCCUCCAAAUGACAAUGAAAGUUUUAAUAUAGAUGAGAAAGAAGAUGGUAUUGAGGAUGAAAAAGAAGAUGAAUUUGAAAAAAAUCAAACAUUUGAACCAAUUAGCCCAAUUUCAGAUCCGGGUGAUCGAGACUUUGAAGAUUUAGGCUUUACUGAAAAGACAGACAAUGCUUUUGAAAAUAUAAGUGAUGAAGAGAAUAAUCAAAAUGAAGAUGAGACUGAAGAUGGAAAAUUUAGUCCUUCUCAAGAAAGUGACAAUGAAUUAAACUUUGAAGAGGAAAAUUCUAACAGUAGUGGUUAUCAUUUGCUUUCUUCUAAUAAAACAACAGCAAUAAAUUCAUUAGUCAAUAAAAAUACUGAUGAUAUUGAGGCACCUGUACCUUCACCUUUGAGCGAUGUUGAAGGUGAUACCCAAGAGGAGGAGCAUGUUCAGGAGGACACAUUAAUUGACGAGUUUUUAGUUACUAAAAGUAACAAUGACAAUUUUUCACCAAUAGACAGUGAAAUAGAAAUAAAACAAAAAGAUAGUUCUGAUGAAACUAAGAAUAGUAAUAUGGAUGAAAAUGACGAUGAUAAAUCUUCUUCAAGCAUGGCUGAGUAUAAAUUAGAAAAGCCAUCUACUGUUGAACCGUCUACAGAAACUUCUUUAGACAAUGCUGAAGUAGAAGAAGAAGAGGAUAGUGAAGAAGAUUUAAAAAAAAAAGACGAGGAAGAAGUUGAGAGAGAGGAUGCUGGUAAUCUUAUUGCUGAUAUUUUCGGUGAAAGUGACGAUGAAGAAGAAUUUGAGGGCUUUGAUGAUGAUGAAAUAUUACCAGAAAAGGAAAAAGCUAAAAAACAAGAUGAAAUUAAAAAAUCUGGCGAUGGAGAUGCAAGUAGUGAGGAUGAAGAACCUCCAGUUAGAAAUUUUGUUUCUGAUUUCGAUCUUAUGCUUCAAAAAAAAAAAGAGAUGAACAAAAUGAAAAGAAGAUCUAAAAAAGACUUUGAAGUUAUUAAUGACAAUGAUGAUAUCAUAGACUCAAUGAUAAAGAAAAUGAAGGAAGCUGCUGAGACUGAUCGAAUGUUAAACCAAUCUUCUAAAGCAGCUACAAAUAAGAUGAAAAUGUUGCCCAUUGUACUAGAUCAUUUGAGAAAGGCAGAUCUCCAACAAUCAUUGAUAGAUUGUGGAGUGUUACCUGCAAUGAAAGAAUGGUUAAGUCCAUUACCUGACCAUGCUCUUCCGCAUAUAAACAUAAGAAAAACAUUUUUAAAAGUGCUUAGUGAAUUUCCUCCUUUGGAUAAAGGUGCUCUAAAAUCAAGUGGCAUUGGCCGUGCUGUAAUGUUGCUUUUUAAACAUCCGAAAGAAAUUCCCGAAAACAAAAAGUUAGCAGGAAAAAUAAUAACUAACUGGGCUCGUCCUAUUUUUAACAUGACCACAAACUUCAGUGAGAUGUCUCGUGAAGAAAGAGAAAUGCGUGAUAAGGCAAGUUUUUCCAGUGCAAAGCGACAAAGGCUAAGUUCUGACUCUGAGAAGAUUGAUGAAGACGACGAGUCAAGACCUCGAAAGCCUGGUGACAAAGGGUGGAUUGGGCGUGCAAGAGUCCCAAUGCCUUCGCAUCGGGAUUAUCUCAAUCGACCAGCCUCAAAGGUGGAGGGGCCGUUUGAAAAAUCUAAGGGUACAAAGAAAAGUCUAUCACGUUUUGAAAUACAUGCUCGCAAGUAUAAGGAGAAACGAAACUCUCAAAGUGGGUUGUUAAAAGCUGUAAGCAUUAGUUUAAAUGGAGGCAAAUUGGCUUUGUAAGUUUCACCAUGUUUAAUCAUGCAGUUCGUCGCGGAUCAUUUAGUUUGGUCAUAGUUUUAAUCAAAGGUUGUAUUGUUUGGUGUAUCAACUCUUAACGAAAAUAACGAUCUUAGCGAAAUCGAAAGUUAGAGUAAUGUUAUUCGUUAAUUUAGAACGGCUGUAAUGGAAGCUUUACCAAUAAUUAAGAAAAAGUUUCAUUUUUCAUCUACUUUAAGGUUUUUGCAAAUCCAUUGUAAGUUUUAAUAUUAAACAACAUGGUUUCUAUGACGACGACUAUUUCGAAUGGAACAAUUUUAGUUUUUAUUUACUAAUUAUAAUAUGAAUCCCUCUUGAAAACAA
Molecule: messenger RNA, 2341 nt
Organism: Hydra vulgaris (swiftwater hydra)
Lineage: Eukaryota; Metazoa; Cnidaria; Hydrozoa; Anthoathecata; Hydridae
Product: protein IWS1 homolog
Biological process (GO): poly(A)+ mRNA export from nucleus
Cellular component (GO): nucleus
Source: RefSeq, a predicted model, not a curated record